AUGAAUAUGUUGGAUGAUGAAGAUGACCAAAGCUUUCACGCUACGCGUGACGGCUACUCCCAUUUGAGCGAUGUCGAAUGGGAUGCGGUUGAACGAAUGGGUUCAACCAUGGGCAUCCAUGCUGUUAGCGUCAUGCUAGAGGCUCUCAAUAGAGAUGCCCAACAUGCUACUAUCGCCAAGUUCAUUCAAAAUGAACUUGACGCAGAACGCGAGAAAGUAGCCUUGCUUCACCAACAAGGUUCUCAACAAGCAGAGUUGUUGAGAGAACAGGGUGCUCAACAAUUUGAACUGUUGAGACAGCAGCAUGCUGCUGCUGGCGGGUCGAUGCACUCGCGUCGACCCGAAACCUUGAAGAUUGACAUCUCCAAGUAUAGGGGGGUCGAAGAAGACUCCCUCUUGAGAUGGUUCGUCGAAUUGGAUGACGCCAUAAGGGCGCGUCGCAUCGACGACGGGGAUAUGCAAGUUGCAUUUGCCCAGUCAAAUCUGGCAGGACGUGCCAAGCCUUGGGCACUGGGGCUCAAGUUGCACGACCCAUAUGCGUUUGGGUCGUUGUAA
This is a messenger RNA of Peronospora matthiolae, 555 nucleotides long. Lineage: Eukaryota; Oomycota; Peronosporomycetes; Peronosporales; Peronosporaceae. The record is from the annotation of a GenBank genome assembly.